Molecule: messenger RNA, 972 nt
Organism: Mangifera indica (mango)
Lineage: Eukaryota; Viridiplantae; Streptophyta; Magnoliopsida; Sapindales; Anacardiaceae
Product: flavonol sulfotransferase-like
Exons: 1
Coding region: 1-972 (323 amino acids)
Biological process (GO): sulfation
Cellular component (GO): cytoplasm
Molecular function (GO): aromatic desulfoglucosinolate sulfotransferase activity
Source: RefSeq, a predicted model, not a curated record
AUGGAACCCUUGUCAUUUCCCUCUGAAGGAAAGCAAGCCUCUCCAACUUUAAAAACCCUAGAAACAUGUAAAAAGAUAAUAUCAUCAAUGUCUCUUCCUGAGGAAAACGGAUGGAAUGACUUCCAACCUCUUUGUUUUUACAAAGGCUUCUGGUGGCACCCUUACUUCAUAGAAAGAUCCCUCUUUGCCCAAGAAAACUUCAAGGUUCAACCAAGAGAUAUAUUUAUUUGCAGCUCUCCAAAAACGGGUACCACUUGGCUUAAGGCUUUAACUUUUGCCACUCUAACUAGAACCCAUUUCAAAAAUUCUCCAAGCCCUUUGCUCUCCAAAGUAUCCCAUGAUUGUAUGCCCUUUAUGGAGAUAGACUGCAUAGAGAAUCCGUUUAUACCUGCAAACGAUUUCCCCCUUUGUGCCACACAUGUUCCAUUUUCUUCCUUACCAAAAUCUGUCAUAGACUCGGGUUGUAAGAUUAUUUACAUUUGUAGGGAUCCAAAGGACUCAUUUGUUUCACUGUGGCACCAUACAAAUAAGUUAAGACCAAAGAACAAUGAGAAGAUUUGUUUAGAGGAGGCCUUUGAGUUGUAUUGCAAUGGAAAAUCUCCAUAUGGACCCUAUUGGGAGCAUGUCUUAGGGUACUGGAAAGCAAGCCUGGAAAAUCCGGAUAAGUUGUUGUUUCUAAAGUAUGAAGACAUGAUGAGAGAUACGGCGUUUUACUUGAAGAAGCUGGGCGAGUUCAUUGGGCACCCUUUCUCCUUAGAGGAAGAAAAGGAAGCUGCAGUGGAAGAAGUUAUGAGGUUGUGCAGCUUUAAACAUCUGAGCAAUUUGGAGGUAAAUAAGACUGAAAAAUCUGUGUUCUUCCGUAAAGGUGAGGUUGGAGAUUGGAUAAGUCUGUUGACAUUGGAGAUGGGAGAGAGGCUGGACAACAUCAUGGAGGAGAAGUUAAGUGGAUCCGGGUUAACAUUCAAGUCUUGA